Molecule: messenger RNA, 834 nt
Organism: Arctia plantaginis
Lineage: Eukaryota; Metazoa; Arthropoda; Insecta; Lepidoptera; Erebidae
Source: the annotation of a GenBank genome assembly
AUGGUGCACAAAAGUGUUAACGUUGCCCUUUUCGUGUUGUGUGUUUGUGGGUCUAAAGGAUCCAUAGAAGGGUCCGAUCCAAACGUUAUCGUUGAUGUGGUAAAAAAUGUGUCGAAAACAGAAAGGAUUGGGAGAACCUUACAUAAAGAGUGCAACAGUUUAUUGAAUUCCAAAUGUCUGAAAAUUCAUGUGCUAUCGUUUUUAGAAGAUUUAAGCUCUCGUGAUGAACUCCACCUUUUGCCAGGGUUGAGUAUUGUGAAGGAGAAUGGAACAUCAAAUACACCGAACCCUGAUGAAAUGGCAGCGGAACUGUCGCGUCAGUUUCCUGGGAAACCAGAAGAGAAAUUGAACCGUUUUCUUCUAUAUCGACUCCAGGAUUAUUUGGACGGACACUCUUUAAAGUAUAAGCUGUUAGAUCCUCAGACUACCAAAGAGGCUCUUGACGUAGCUAAGGGAAAUGAUGAGUCAACGGGAAGAAAGAAGGGCGGUGGUGGACUUGGAGGAGGCAAGGGGGGUGGUGGUGGUCUGAUAGCUGCUGCGAUGAUGAUGAAAGGUGCUUUAGCCGCAGCGGCACUUGGAGCCCUCGCACUUCUGGCAGGCAAAGCUCUCAUGACAGCCCUCAUGUCUCUUCUCCUCUCUGCUCUCGUUGGUCUGAAGGGCCAUGGUGAACAUAAAUCUACAACCUACGAGAUCAUCACUAAACCAGAAGUAUCCCAUCACCACUCCCACAGCCACGAAGAACACCAUGAGCACGACCACGGUCAUCACGGAGGUUACAGAAGGGCUUACGACUACAACACUUAUAUGCCCUAUGAAGCUACCAGUAGCACUUAA